Molecule: messenger RNA, 576 nt
Organism: Pygocentrus nattereri (red-bellied piranha)
Lineage: Eukaryota; Metazoa; Chordata; Actinopteri; Characiformes; Serrasalmidae
Product: protachykinin
Exons: 5
Coding region: 145-447 (100 amino acids)
Biological process (GO): tachykinin receptor signaling pathway
Source: RefSeq, a predicted model, not a curated record
UGUCCGUGUCUCUGCACCGGACCAGCCUGUGGAAAUGUGGACAGCUCUGAGCUGCCAGUCUGCUCUGUGUUCUCCGAGCUUUUACCCCACUCUGGAGUGUCUGUGGCGUAAGAAAAGCCUCCUUGUUCAUCUCUGCCAGGAGCCAUGAAAACUCUCCUGCUGACACUAAUGCUGCUCACCAGCCUCACCCUGUCCUUCAGCCACGGACACAGCGACCCUGAGGAGGAGAGCUGGACGGACGGCAGAUUCGAGACCGAGAUAAAGUGGUUUGAACCUCAUCCAUUACAGAGGAUGGUGAAGAGAAUGGUGCGGAGACCUGACCAACAACAGCUUUUUGGUCUAAUGGGGAGAAGAUCCUCAGCAAAAUCACAGAUAACACGGAAAAGGCAGAAGUUUCAGUCUUUCGUUGGUCUCAUGGGAAAGCGCAGCGUCGGGGGCUCUUUCUGAUGGAACCGGGAGCUGAAUACCACUCAUCGUACUCACCCGUUCAGUUUCAAGGCGACGCGUUUCAAGAGCCGCAGUAUUUCUGCUUAUGAAACUGUUAAAAAAGCGGCCAAUAAAAGUGAGAAAUGAAAC